Messenger RNA from Suncus etruscus (white-toothed pygmy shrew), 3546 nucleotides. RefSeq names its product coiled-coil domain containing 85A (gene CCDC85A). NCBI's taxonomy places the organism in Eukaryota, Metazoa, Chordata, Mammalia, Eulipotyphla, Soricidae. The record is from RefSeq and is a predicted model, not a curated record. Bases 156 to 1778 code for a protein of 540 amino acids. The transcript is spliced from 6 exons.
CCGCGCAGCGCGACCCUUGCCGCCCCCACGCCGCGGCCCCCGGGCGGUGCCGCUGAGUCGGCCGCGCACAGAGCCGGGCGGCGGGGUGGGUCUCUCCAAAGCCGCUGCCCCGCGUCCACCCUCCGUCCUCGCACCCCGGGUCCCCCGCCGGCACCAUGUCGGCGCAGGCGGCGGAAAGUUGCGCCCCGGCUCCGGCCGGCCCGUCGGCGGUCGCCGCCGUGGAGGAUCUGUCCAAAGUGUCGGACGAGGAGCUGCUGCAGUGGAGCAAGGAGGAGCUGAUCCGCAGCCUGCGGCGCGCCGAGGCCGAGAAGGUGAGCGCGAUGCUGGACCACAGCAACCUCAUCCGGGAGGUGAACCGCCGCCUGCAGCUGCACCUCGGCGAGAUCCGGGGACUCAAGGAUAUCAACCAGAAACUCCAGGAGGACAACCAGGAGCUGAGGGACCUCUGCUGCUUUCUGGAUGAUGACCGUCAGAAAGGCAAGAGGGUGUCCCGGGAGUGGCAGCGACUGGGCCGCUACACAGCUGGGGUGAUGCACAAGGAAGUGGCCUUAUACUUGCAGAAGCUGAAGGAGUUGGAGGUGAAGCAGGAGGAAGUCGUGAAGGAGAACAUGGAGCUCAAGGAGCUCUGCGUACUGCUGGAUGAGGAGAAGGGAGCUGGCUGUGCCGGCAGCCGCUGCUCCAUCGACAGCCAGGCCAGCUUCUGCCAGCUGGCAGCCUCUGCGGCCCCCUCCGUGCGGGAUGUGGGUGACGGCAGUAGCACUUCCAGCACCGGCAGUACCGACAGCCCAGACCACCACAAGCACCAGGCAAGCAGUGGCAGCCCUGAGCACCUGCAGAAGCCUCGGGGUGAGGGUAGCCCAGAGCACUCCAAGCAUCGGAGCACCAGUCCUGAGCAUCUCCAGAAACCAAGGAACUCCGGCGCCUCAGAUCACCCAAAGGCACUCAAAGGACCCAGCCCUGAGCACCACAAACCCUUGUGUAAGGGCAGCCCUGAGCAGCAAAGGCACCCACACCCUGGGAGUAGCCCCGAGAUGCUGCCCAAGCACAUGCUGAGUGGGAAUCCUGAGCAUUUCCAGAAGCACCGACCCGGGGGCAGUCCUGAACAUGCCAGGCACAGUGGAAGCAGCCCUGAGCACCUUCAGAAACACGCCCUUGGUGGGAGCCUGGAGCAUCUCCCCAGAGCCAGGGGAACCAGCCCGGAGCACCUCAAACAGCAUUAUGCAGGAAGCCCUGAUCACAAACACAUGGGCGGAGGAGGUGGAGGCAGUGGAGGAGGCAGCAGGGAGGGCACCCUCAGAAGACAGGUGCAAGAGGACUUGUCACCCCAUCACCGGAGUGUCUACAGUGGCAUGAACGAGUCAACAUUGUCCUAUGUUAGGCAGCUGGAGGCAAGAGUAAGACAGCUGGAGGAAGAAAAUCGCAUGCUGCCCCAGGCCACCCAGAAUAGAAGGCAACCUCCAACUAGAGACAGCUCAAAUAUGGAGAAAGGCUGGGGGCCCAGAGCCCGGCGGGUCUUGCAGUGGUGGCAAGGGUGCGGAGGAAUAGGACGAUGCCUGCCCACUUUCCCGGGUUCUUUUAGGUUACCAUCAGGGGCUGAUGGGAGUAACAGUUCACCCAACUCUCCAGCUAGCUUCAGUGGACAUACCACACCUUCUCAGCAACCUGACCCCGUGGUACAUUCUCUUAAGGUUGUAUGGCGGAAACUUGGCGAUGCUGCAGGCUCCUGUCCUGGAAUUAGGCAACAUUUGUCUGGAAACCAGUACAAAGGACCAAUGUGAGAAGCAUUCCUUUUCGAACAUGAGAUCACCACUGCCAGAAAGAAAGAAAGGAAGAACGAAUGAUUUUCACAAAACUCGACUCAUGGAACAUGGAGUGAUUUCCACUGGAUCAAUUUCGAUUUUCUUUUUAAAAUCAGUAUAAUUAAAGCUUAUUAUGUUUCUCACUUCUAUGUCCACAAAAAUCAAUCUCAAGGUUGCUUUGAGAAUUACCUUUUUGGUACCAAUAUUUUCAUUAGAAUUAAAAUAGGUUUUGGCUCAUAUAUAAAAUUAUUACUGAGAAACCUGCAUGACUGCAGACAUCAAUAGAGCUUUGGUGGUUUGGAUAGUUGAUUCAUUGCAUAUAAUGGUGGGACCUUUCUACCAUGUUAUAUUGAAAAUAAGAAAAGGUGUUCACAACCUUCCCAAAUUUGAGAGUUGGACACAUCUUAUAUUUGAGGCAACAAGUAUUAGUUUCCUAACACAUAUUUAAUGUGCAUAUAAGAUAAGAUUAUGUUUUUGGGUUUUUGUUUUGAUGUUUGAGAUUCUAAAAAUACCAUAUAUUUUUUUUUACCAGCUAGAAGUGUAGAAUGACUUUGUAGAGUGUUUAUCAAACAGUACAUUUAUGUCAGGUGAUCCAAAUAAAUAUUUCUUUUAAUCUUGAUACAUGAAGAUACAUGUAGGGGGACAUAUCAACCUCUACCUUCAUCAGUAUAUCAAUUGAUGUUAAUAUUGAUCAUUUUAAUUAAAUAAACAAGCAGUUUUUCUAAGUGUUUCCAGCUGUGAGAUGUCAAUUUCUACAAUUUAGUUUAUAGACAUGCUGUUAUAUUUAAUAAACUUUAUGUAUACUUUAUAGCACUGCAUUAUGAAAAUAGCUUUCUUUGCCUACAGCAGCUAUUGUUUUCUGAAACUGGUGCAUGUCUUUCAUUAUUGAGGCUAGCAGUUCUUUUCAGGUUUAAGGUUUGAAAUAAAGGUGUGCUAGCUUUGCUUAGGUUUUUCUCUUUUGGCAUAUAUGUGUGUAUACAUAUAUAGAGAGAAACUUGCAUUAGUAUAUAUAUAUACACACACGCACACAUACUUUUAGACUGGUGAAUUGAAAAUGCUAUGAUAGAUAUUUUGUGUUUAUUAAAUGAUAAAUGAUAAUUUCUUGUAUGAAUGUGUAAGAGGCCUGUGACAGAAUGCUAAAUUUUUAUAUUUAAGGUUAUAAAAGUAGGAAUGCAACAAUUCCCAGGUUUUAUUUUUCUUCUAAAUUACUCAGAAUUAAUACAUAGUAUAUCCUUUGUUCUUGUGAUUGUUUUUAAAUGGGCUCAUUACAGAGUAUGCUCAGUACACAGUGUAUUAAUUGUCAUUGGUGAAGGAAUGUGAAGAAAUUCACUGUACUUCUAAUGUGUUAGUAUGAUAAAAAUUCAGCUGUUUUUGAAAAAUAUAUGAAUUAAUUUAAUGUAGAAUCAUCUCUAUUAUAAUUGGAUAAUCAUUUAAAUCUAUAUUUCUUCUAAAAUGUUACAUGUAAAACUAUUAUUGCUCUAGAAAAGAAAAUUGCUUGUUCUAUUUACACAUUCUCUCACAGGAAAGCUUUUAUCUUUAAGUUGUUGUAUUCCUACAUGCUAAACACUUAAAAUAAGUUUUGUGCCUGCAGUUAAGUCUGCAGAAACUAAUACAAGAAACACUGGUCUUUUGACAAAUACUUGUGUAAAUUUUGAUACUGUAUUAAAACUAUUUUUUUAAAGUUCUGCAUAAAUUGAGUAGUAGGUAUGUGUUCAUCUUAGCUAUGAUAAUAAAUUACUUAAUCUCA